CGGAGCGGACUGGCGCCGGGAGAUUCGAGCCCUGACCGCGGUUCUGAGUGAAAUUAUAUCGCUGUGUGGACUGGAAGUGAACGCACAAACCCGUUUCAUCUGCGCCUUUUCCGCAGAGCCAUGCUGUUACCUGCUGGGGUGUUUCAGAGCGGCGCCAGCGGCUGUUAAACUUUCGUUCCCGGACAGAUGGAGGCCAUGGAGGUAGACUCCCCUGCGGAGUUACAGGGAGGAGGAAGUGGGCAGCCUGAGGUUGCUGCUGCAGGCCAGGCUGAGGACGCUGACGGACCACACGUCAUCUCGGACUCCGGCAGCAGCACCGAGGUGGAUGAGGACGAAGAUGAUGAGGACAAUGGAGGAGGACAGGCACCGGCUCGGGCACCUCCCAGGCUUCCUGCGACCUGGGCGUUCAGUCAGAGGGCAGUGGGCAGGACUGCUGCCACACCUUCAGCAGCUCAGGGGGCACCCAUACGGAGGAGACUCAGACAGGGCCUCAGGGUGCACUACCCUAGCCAGACUGCAGCCCCCUCCAGAGGCUUCCCUGACUUCCUGCUCCGAGCGCCGGCUGCAAGCGUGACUGAGCCAGAAUCCGGCAGCACCACCGAGGUCAGUGAGUCUGACGAAGAGGAGGAAGAGGGGGGUGAAGAAGGCGCGUCUGCCGCUGAUGCGCUGCCUGCUGACCCCACUCCGCCCACCAUGCCUCACCUCAAUGCCUCCAUCCAACACACACAACCACAGGAGGCCAGUUCAACCAGCUCCAGUUCAGCUGCAGACAAUGAGACAGCAGAAGCUCAACAUCCGGGCGUCCAGGUAACUAACCAGCUGAACUCUGAAGCCUCAGCUUCGAUUCAGACGUCACCCAGCGAAGAGACCGAAGGCGACAUCUGCACCAUCUGCUUUGAAGGGUGGACAACAGCAGGCGAACACAGACUGUCCGCUCUGCGCUGUGGGCACCUCUUUGGCUUCACCUGCAUCCAGCGCUGGCUGAAGGCUCAGGGCCAGGCUGCUAAAUGUCCCCAGUGUAAUAAGAAAGCGAAGCGAUCAGACAUCGUGCUGCUGUACGCUCCAAAGCUGAGAGCGCUGGACAACUCUGAGCAAGAGAGCUUAAAGAAGUCUCUGGAGCAGGAGCAGUCCCUGAGGAGGAAGGCUGAACUGGAGUCAGCUCAGUACAAACUCAAACUGCAGGUCGUCACCAGUCAAUACGGACAAGUACAACAGGAGCUGCAGGAGCUGAGGGCCCUGAUGGCUCAGGCUGGCAGAGGCUCAGUUCCCUCAUCCUCCUCCUCGUCCUCCUCGUCUUCUUCCUCGGUGUCGACCUCACUCUUCGGUCUGUCUCAGAGGGCCGACGGCUCCAGAACGGCUCAGUACAGCUUCUCCAAGGCAGUUUUAGUGUCUCAGGCUGGAGGCUGCAGGGUCCUGUCGUACUGUGAACCUCUGAGUUGCCUGUUGGCCUCGCAGCCUUCCCCUCAUUCCACCCUGGUGCCUGGUUGUGGGGUGAAGAAGGUGAGUGUGGUGAACAUGAAGGCAAGUCAGUACGUUCCCAUCCACAGUAAACAGAUCCGAGGUCUGUCCUUCAAUAGACAGAACGACAGUCUGCUGCUGUCUGCGGCUCUGGACAACACCAUCAAACUGACCAGUCUGCUGACCAACACCGUGGUUCAGACCUAUAAUGCAGGUAAACCAGUGUGGAGCUGCUGCUGGUCUUUGGACAACAGUAACUAUGUCUACGCUGGUCUGAGCAACGGCUCGGUGCUCGUCUACGACACCAGAGACACCAGCACACACGUCCAGGAGCUUCAGCCGCUUCGCUCCAGAUGUCCGGUGGCGUCUCUGUGCUACGUUCCGCGGGCAGCAUCCAGCUCAUUCCCCUGCGGCGGGCUGAUCGCUGGGUCUCUGGAGGGCGGGUGUUUCUGGGAGCAGAUCAACGAGACCACAUACAGACCACAUGUCCUGCCACUGGAAGCGGCCGGAUGCACCGACAUCCAGGUGGAGACGGAGAGCCGUCACUGUCUGGUCACGUACAGGCCAGGACGUUCCAACCCGUCCCUGCGCUGCGUCCUGAUGUCUCUGAACCGAACGCCUCAGCAGGACUCCAGUGAACUGCCCAGCUGCUCUUGCUCUCCGGUGCAGACCUUCAGCGCCGGCUCCUCCUGUAAACUGCUCACCAAGAACGCUGUCUUCAGGAGUCCAGACGGUGAGGGGACACUGGUCUGUGCCGGGGACGAGGCCUCCAACUCCACCAUGGUGUGGGACGCCAGCAGCGGAUCUCUGCUCCAGAAGCUCCCAGCCGACCUCCCGGUGUUGGACAUCAGUCCGUUCUCGGUGAACAGGGAUCACUUUCUGGCCUCGCUGACUGAGAAGAUGCUGAAGCUCUACAGGUGGGAGUGAACGAGGAUGACUGUCUGAGCUGUGUGAGCUGCUGCUUUCAUCCAGAAACCAGACUCAGUCCCUGAGCACAAGGAGAGGAUGCAGACUGUGCUGGAAACCAAAUGCUGCUAAACUUUUAUCCGGACAUUUACACACAGAAAACUCUUGAUUAGUGGGAGUGAUCGACCCGCGGUGACACUUCACGUCCUUCAUUAUCACUUUUACUUUGUUCUUUUUAAACCAAACAUCCACCAUUUUCAGACCAUUUUCAGGCUGUUGUGUUAAAUUUUGCAUUGUUUUUUUUUUUCCCCGUGUCCACAGCUGCUCGUGUCUCCUUCAUUUCAACCAACAGACUCUGAAAUGUGUUUUUUUUGUCUGAUCAUCACAGUCAAUUUACAUUGCAGGAUCCAGAAUCAGCAAAGAUCUCAAAUCAAGUCCUCUGAGAUUUUUUUGCAAUUUCUGUUUUACAGUUGAAUUUGAAAUCAGGCAGGUGAAAAGAAAUGACAGAUGUUUGUCUCCGAUCUGUCGUUUGUCCACCAGAGGCCACUGGAGUUCAUUUUCACUCUGACACUGUGAAAUGUGCCGCUCACUUCUUCACAGAGUCACAGUUCAGUUUGAUAAGUGUAACAGAUCUGUCAGACAUGAUCUUCACGGUGAUGGAUUCUACAGAUCAGAGUCUGAUGAUCAGUUUUUCAUAUCACAGGUGAAUAGAAACUGCCUGCAAAGGUUGAAUUAACAUCAAGAUUCCUACAAAAACAGCAGCAGGGUUUGAAAAAAGGUUCACUUCCAUCAGGUCAGAGGAUCCUUGAAUCCACCGUGAACAAGACAUUAGAAAAUGAUCUGGUUUGGCUGUGCUGUGUGGUUUUCUUGUUGUGAUCUGAAACUGUGAAAGUGACGUGGCGACGCUGUGGACAAACACACAACCUGACGUCUCCGGAUCCUCAGCAGCUGCUUUUACAAGAGGAAGUAAAGCAGGACUGAAACAUCCGACUCAGAAGAACCGCAGUGACGAUGUAUUUUCAACUGAAAAAAAACAAAACAAAGAGCAGACACUGCCGCUCCUGUUGCCCCCCCCCCCCCCACCACCACCACCACCACCACUUCUUCUCACACAGCUCUUCACUGAGGUUCAUUUAUAUCGUCUUCUGUCUGAUUUGAAUAGUUUUUUUUUCUCUCUGUCCUGUGAAGUGGAACAUUAAGUGCCAAAAGACUCUGCUGUUGUUCAGCGUUUUACUUUUCCUGUUUUUCUUUCUAAAGAAACUUGUACAUAUGUAUAUUUGCUACUGUUUGACUACAACUUCCAAGUUAAUAAAACAUAUGAGUUAU
Toxotes jaculatrix (banded archerfish) is the source of this 3690-nucleotide messenger RNA. RefSeq names its product ring finger and WD repeat domain 3 (gene rfwd3). Gene Ontology annotation, cellular component: nucleus; site of double-strand break. The transcript has 13 exons. NCBI's taxonomy places the organism in Eukaryota, Metazoa, Chordata, Actinopteri, Toxotidae. Gene Ontology annotation, biological process: protein ubiquitination; interstrand cross-link repair; double-strand break repair via homologous recombination. The record is from RefSeq and is a predicted model, not a curated record. The coding region runs from base 187 to 2385 and encodes 732 amino acids. Gene Ontology annotation, molecular function: protein binding; ubiquitin protein ligase activity.